Sapajus apella (tufted capuchin) is the source of this 1452-nucleotide messenger RNA. RefSeq names its product torsin-1A-interacting protein 1-like. NCBI's taxonomy places the organism in Eukaryota, Metazoa, Chordata, Mammalia, Primates, Cebidae. Gene Ontology annotation, molecular function: ATPase activator activity. The record is from RefSeq and is a predicted model, not a curated record. Gene Ontology annotation, biological process: nuclear membrane organization. Gene Ontology annotation, cellular component: nuclear membrane.
AUGACGACACGAAGGGCUACCUGCCUUCAGCAGCAGCACUCACAGCAGCCUCCGCCACAGCCGUCUCCCACAACAACCAGGAGUGGCCUGUGGGACUCUCAUUCCUCGGAAGAUGAUAAACCAUCUUCCCAAAGUGAUUUCAGCCAAACCGUCUCAAAGAACACUGUCAGGGGCACACAAGAGGCUCCAGUGAAGGUCAGUUUCUCUGAAGAAGAAACUGAAGAAGAUGAUCAAGACGGCUCUCACAGCAGGGCCACUGCGGCUAGGGCCAGAUCCAGGUAUUCUGAUGAAUCCGGAGAUCAAACCAGCAGAUCAUCUAGUCAAUAUACAGAAUCAUUCUGGCAGUCAUCAUAAAGUCAAAACUUCACAGCUCAUGAUAAGCAACCUUCAGUGCUGAGCUCAGGAUAUCAUAAAACUCCUCAGAAGUGGACCCAACAAACUUCAAGAAUAAGGACGGGGAUGCAAAAUGACAGCAUUCAGAAAUCAGAGCUUGGAAACCAGUCACCAUCACCCUCCAGGCGCCAAGUGACUGGACAACCUCAAAAUGCAUCUUUUACCAAGAGGAACUGGUGGUGGCUACGUCCUCUGACAGAUGCUGUCACCUCUGGGAGUUUGUUCUUCAGUACUGCUGAGGUAGAAACCACUGCUGUUCAAGAGGUCCAGAACCAGAUAAAUCAACUUAAGAAUAAAUACCAAGGUCAAGAUGAGAAGCUGUGGAAAAGGAGCCAAAUAUUCUGGAAAAAAUAUCUUUUUUUUUUUUUGUUUAAAAGAGGAAAGCAGGAAGCUCUAAAUGUCCUUGCUCAGAUGAGACCCAGCCGCUGUACCGUGGACUGGCACAGGCUGACAGAAUGCACAAGCCACCGCUGGCAUCCACAGAAGGAGGCGUGGGCAGGCUUCUCCAGGCCACACUCCUCCUGGGCACCCCUCCGAGCUGGGCAACGCUUGGGCCAUGGCUCUGCCUCUCCCGGCAGUUCCCAGAUGCUCACCAAGGCUUACAAGGCUGACGAGGGCAGGGAAAGGGGUGAAAAGCAGAGAAGGCAGGCAGAUGCCUCGGGGGCCUUUCCGCCGGCUUCCCCACCAGCCCGCUGGACCUUCUGUGACUGCUUUUCUGGGUGCAGGGUCACCAUCCACCCGGCACUCCAAUCAGAAGCUGCAGGUCUCCCCUCUCACUCGCUCCCAAAUUGCAGUCACUUCUCCCUAAGCAUGUCUUUUGGGUCCAGCUUCUCCAUUUGGGUCCAGCCUCUUCUUCUCACCCCAGGCCUCACCAUUUCUGGCAGGCGCUUUGCAGCCCCCCCAUACCUGGUCUCCCUCCUGAGCUCCACAUUAGAAGAAUUUGAUCUAUUUCAAUCAAGUCCUCUCUUGAAAACCGUGAUUAUGCCUGGCAAGAGCCAUGCACACAAGAAAGCCCAUUCACGGUCUGCCCCCGAGCUGCCCACCCAGCCUUACUGCUGA